AGGAACAAAUAUCCAAAUUCAUCAACAUCAUCAUCGUCAACAAAAACAAAAUCAACUGUUGUACAAAAUGAAUUUAUUGGUGAUAAUACUACAAAUAUUACAUGUUCAAUUGAUCAUUCAUUAUUCAAACAAUCUCAGUCUAUUUCUUCAAAACAAAAAAGUUACAUUUCAUUGUUAUCAAUUGUUCUAUCAUUGAUUACUGAUUGUUUAGAUUUAGCCUCAGUGUUUGCAGUUUUCAUUAAAACUGAUCAAAAUCUAUUGAAAACUAAGACUGCUGAUUCCGUUGUGAAUACAACAGAUGUUGCUGAAUUGAACACAUGUUUUCCUCAAUUGUUGAAUUGUAUUAUCCUAACAUCAGAAGCUUGUUUCAAUCAAGCUCAUGAAUCAAUUAAUUUUACAAUGACCACAAAUUAUCAAUUUAAAUCUUCUAAUCCUAAUAAUGGCAUAGAGAAUUUGAUUAAGAAUCGUACUGUUGUAACUCUGAAACCAUUGAUUAGUUUUCUUCGUCUCUGGCGACAAAUGAUAUCUCAAAAACAUUGGCCUGGUGGACAUUGUUGUGACCAAUGGUGGGACUUUGGUGAUCAACAAUUGAACUCAACUGUAUCAACAGAUGUUCGUCAAGAAUACAUUGAAAAAUUAUUCGGUACAUCUAUAAGAUGUGGUUUACUUGCAUUAUGCACAUGGGUUCGUCAAAUUAUCGAUCGAUUCAAUGAUUAUAUCCUGUUAUCAAAUUCAUGCAUUGAUAAUAAUAAUGUUGAAUUUCAACAUUUAAUGGAGAUGCAACGAAUUGAUUUAUUGAAUGAAUUUUCUGGGAUAAUUGCUGUGCUCACUGAACGUGACGAUGUAAUUUGGCCUAAUAAUUGUUAUUGUAAACCUCAGGUUUAUUCAACAUUAGUUCAUUUAACAGCUUAUCCAUUACGAACAUUAUUAACUAUUCCUACUAGUUUAUUAUCUACACCAAUAACUCAUCUUCAUCUUCAUCAUCAUCAUCAUGAAUCCACGAUAACAUGUCAUAUAUUAUUAAUCAAACAAAAAUAUUGUUUAACUGCUUUCGGUCAAUUAACACGUGCUUUGAUUGGUCUAUUAUGUCGACAUGGUGAUCAAUGUUUUCAAUUAUAUACAGAUUGUUUACCGGAUUAUUUUUGUUUAAUUGCAAAUUUAUCACGUUGGCUUCAAUAUUCAAAUCGUAUACAAGUAAUCAAGCAUGACAAUGAUCAGUCAACUUAUUCAUGCAGUCGUAAUUCUACUACUACUAAUUCUGACAAUAGUAGUAAUAAUAAUCAUAACAAAAAUAGUAAUAAUAUUAGUAAUAAUAAUUUCACAUUAACACCUGAACUCAUUGAAGAAUUGUAUGAUUUUGAAUCUGGACUAGAAACUCCAUCGAAUUCAAAUACUUUCUGACUUAUUUAUAAAUAAAUAUAUAAAUAUACACCUAAUUUCCUGAUAUGUGAUCGGUGAAUUUUUUGUACAUUUUGUAAAUAUUACUUUGUUUUCUCCCUAUAUUGUAUAGAGAAAUUAUUACUUUAGUCAAUUUUUACUUCUUUUACUCAACAUUGAACAUUUUGUAUUUGAUUUAUUGUUGCCCCGGAUGUUAUUCAUUGUUCAAUUGUUUGUUUAUUCAAACAAGAUUAUUUGUUCUGCAGUUUAAUUUGUUUCUUUAUAAUUUUUCUUUUAUUGCUUUGUUACGGAAAGAGAUAAAAAAAAAAUCGUAGUUCAACACAAUGAUACUUCCUUCAUUCUGUAAAUAUUAGUCAAUAAAAUAAAUUUUGAUUUUACACUG
Schistosoma turkestanicum is the source of this 1780-nucleotide messenger RNA. The record is from the annotation of a GenBank genome assembly. NCBI's taxonomy places the organism in Eukaryota, Metazoa, Platyhelminthes, Trematoda, Strigeidida, Schistosomatidae.